UAUCCGAGUUUGACAGGUCAGGUCUGAGGCGGUUGCUAAAGGCGCCCUGUUUGACAGCCAUGGAAGUUUUCCUCUGACAACAUUAGCUCUCAAAUGCCCGCUAUGGCGUCUGUUAUGGAGGACCCGGCCCUGGAGAGACACUUCAAGGGCCACAAAGAUGCUGUCACCUGUGCAGACUUCAAUCCAAACUGCAAACAGCUGGCCUCGGGGUCAGUGGAUAAGAGCCUGAUGAUCUGGAAUCUGGCUUCGAAGGCGAGGGCUUUCCGCUACGUUGGCCACCAAGACGUCAUCACCGGGGCGCAGUUCUCCCCCUCCGGUACCCUGGUGGCCACUUCCUCCAAGGACAGAACGGUCCGACUGUGGACCCCUUCCAUGAAAGGAGAGUCCACGGUGUUCAAAGCCCACACGGCCGCCGUGCGCAGCGUCGCCUUCUCCCACGACGGCCAGAGACUGGUGACGGCGUCCGACGACAAGUCCGUCAAAGUGUGGAGCGUUCACCGGCAGUGCUUCGUCUACUCCCUCAACCAGCACACCAACUGGGUGCGCUGUGCCAGGUUUUCUCCAGAUGGCCGUCUGAUAGCGUCCUGUGGAGACGACCGCACCGUCCGGCUGUGGGACACGUCCACCAAACACUGCAUCAACUGUUUUACUGACUAUGGAGGAUCAGAAACGUUUGUCGGUUUCAACUCAAGCGGCACCUGCAUCGCGUCCUCGGGAGCCGACAGUUCCCUGAAAAUCUGGGAUCUACGGACCAACAAGCUGAUUCAGCAUUAUCAAGUCCACCAUGCAGGAAUCAACAGCUUUUCCUUCCACCCGUCCGACGACUACCUGAUCAGUGGCUCCAGUGACGGCACUGUUAAGAUCCUGGACCUGGCGGAGGGCCGCCUCAUCUACACCUUGCAUGGGCACAAGGGUGCUGUAAUCACAGUCGCGUUUUCCAGGGCCGGAGACCUCUUUGCAUCGGGGGGAGCUGAUGGUCAGGUGCUGAUGUGGAGGACAAACUUUGACACCAAAUCCUACCAGGACGUCCUGCGAAAACACAGCCGGAGGUCCACCCCGGAUCCCCCACCCCACCUCACUGACAUCCACCCCAGAGGACCCCACCUCCACCUCCCAAAGCCGACAGCCAUUCAGAUCAGUCCAACGGUGGCAGACACUCAGUCCACUGAUCCGCAGGUCGUGGAGUUGGGCCAAUCCGUUCACAGCACCACGCUCUUAAACGGGCGAACACACUUGACGCCCUCGCAGGCCGCCGCCAACGGUCACCACUCCAACGGAUUGCCGGCACGUCACGUGACCAGCUCAAGAGUGGGAGGAUGGAUGGGAGACGAAAGUACCAGCAGGGCAGGUGCGCCUGUUUGGAGCCAGACUGGGGAGGGUGGGGCAGGAAGAGGCAGGCGAGAAGAGGAGGAGGAAGAGGAGGAGGAGGAGGAGGAGAGAGGGCAGACGCACACAUUAGAAGUUCUCUCUGGUCAUCCAUCGAGUCUGGACUCUAUCCUGCGACACAUUGUUCAACAGUUGGAUAUUCUCACGCAGACUGUUUCAGUGCUGGAGGAGCGUCUCACCCUGACUGAGGACAAGCUGAAAGAGUGUCUUCUCAACCAAUCCCAGAUUCUCAAGGAAGUGCGAUCGUCGGGAGGACGGAGGAGGACGGCGAGCGAGGAGACGUCCAUUUCCCCUGAGGACCAACACAACGACUGAAGCACAAACACACAGACUGAUGCUUGACCCCAAGACUGCUGGACAUGGGUGUGUGUGUCUAUGUACAUAUGUGUCUGCGUGUAGUUAAAAAUGUCAACCUUAGUGGUCUCUCUCGGGUCAGUGGGUUUACCAGGGUGUGUGUGUGAUACGUUGUCCAUGUCUUUCUUCACCUCUUAAGGACAUCCAGCUCUACAGCCAAUCACAGCCUGGCUGGGACAUUCCAUUUGUGUGUGUGUGUGUUAAUGUACGUGUACAGCUAUCUUUGUGAGGACCAAUGUGCGUUUUAGACCUUGAGAGUGGCGACAUUUUGGUCGGUCCUCACUUUGGGACGGACCUGCAAAAGGCCUGUUUGAGGGUUCACACUUGGUUGGGGUCAGGCAGUUAGUUGUGAUGGUUAAGGUUAGGGUAAGGGGCAAGGGAAUGCAAUGUCAAGUGUCCUCACAAAGAUAGAAGUACAAGGUUAUGUGUGUGUUGAUAUGGAUGUUACGUCCAAUCGGGACAGCUGCAGCUAUAAAAACAGACUGUUGUAUGACCUCUGUGUGUGUGUGUGUGUGUGUGUGUGUGUGUGUGUGUGUGUGUGUGUUUACACGUGUACAUAUUUGUGCAUUAGCACAUUUUAGCAGUUUGUAGCAUCUGCAAUUACAUCUCUGAUUGUAAUCUUUUUUGCAUAUUUGUUUUGUAAUUUUAAAACGUGUUUUGCAUUGCCUCAAAUAUAACUUAUAUGAACAGAUGAUAAACUAUAUCGCACUAAUGUUAUUCGUAUCGUCUGUAUAAGUCGAGACAAAAGCUGAUAAAAACCUGCUUACACUUAUUUUAUUUGAUAAGAGCUAACGUUCACACGUGUCUGCAAGACUUGAAUAUGAAUCUGAAUUUACAUGAAAUUAAACACUUCUGAAUCAUUUCAAUGCCAUCUUAUCUUCAUGGGUCAGAAAUAGUCUUUGUGCUCUGAAUUUGAUUGAGAAGUUGCUGCUGCAACAGACUUUUGUUCUGACAGUUCAUACAAGUAAAAAAAAAUGUCCCAUAUUGAAUCCCAAUACUGCCAGCGAAAUUAGAAAUAAUGUUAAAAGUUGUGGAUAAUAAUUGGAAAUGUUUUUACUUAUAAUUUAUAUAUAAGUAAAUAAUAAUUGACACAGAAAGUCAAAGACGACAUUGUAACUCGCUAUCUAAAGGUUCUCUUGACUUGCAAUUUACCCUAAAUAUGAAGAUGACGGUAGCGGGCUUCCAUACCGCCGUGUAACUCUUGCUUGUU
Messenger RNA from Anarrhichthys ocellatus (wolf-eel), 2950 nucleotides. It is a transcript of the gene poc1b, whose product is annotated as POC1 centriolar protein B. The record is from RefSeq and is a predicted model, not a curated record. Bases 94 to 1701 code for a protein of 535 amino acids. The transcript is spliced from 12 exons. Gene Ontology annotation, cellular component: centriole; ciliary basal body. Gene Ontology annotation, molecular function: protein binding. NCBI's taxonomy places the organism in Eukaryota, Metazoa, Chordata, Actinopteri, Perciformes, Anarhichadidae. Gene Ontology annotation, biological process: cilium assembly.